This is a messenger RNA of Echinococcus granulosus, 1377 nucleotides long. RefSeq names its product REST corepressor. The record is from RefSeq and is a predicted model, not a curated record. Bases 1 to 1377 code for a protein of 458 amino acids. The transcript has 6 exons. Lineage: Eukaryota; Metazoa; Platyhelminthes; Cestoda; Cyclophyllidea; Taeniidae.
AUGGCGCGCAUUAGGAAAGGAGAGGAGGAGGUGGAGUUGGAGACGAAGGCGGAGAAGGGGAGAGCACAGGCCACCAAAACACUGCCACCGCCCUCGAUUUCCUACCGCUGGACAAAGUCGGAACUGGCGCUUCUUGUUAUGGCCCUCAAUGAAUAUGGCAAGGAUUUCAUCAAUAUCGCGAGAAUUUUGGGAACAAAGUCGGAAAGUCUUGUUCGCGACUUCUACAAUAAGUAUAACGAUACAUAUGACUUGGAUGGCUUUAUUGGCAAGGAGAAUGGAAAAUCAGAGGAGAUUACGAAGACUCCCUCAGAGAAUCCAGAAGGAGAAAUCGUACGCCCACUGGAACCAGAAUCAGUGGCCGGCGAUCCCGGUCCAUUGGAUUUAGCUGCGCUCGCGACCGAGGUGAAAAGCGAUCCUGAAAUCAAGACCCCUCUUGUAAAUGGAGAGUUGGAAUCAGCGUCGAAGGGCUCAACCUCAGAGUUGGAAUCGCCAUUUAUCGUUACCGCACCCUUGAAGCAUAGUCCCAGAGGUUCCUCACACAUGGAAACGCCUCCUGCUCCCGAUGAGAGUUCAUCAUCGCAAAUCCCCCAUGUCAGGGCCCCGAAGGAAAUGCUUGAGCAGGAAGGAAAUAAAUUUCCGCAAAAUACAGUAUGUAACAAGCCUGAAGCAGAGAAGAUAAAGGAGGAAGAAGAAGAGCAAAACCGCCAAAUCCCACGUGGACAAAAGAGACCUGCCAGAGAAGCUGCUGCAAAGACCGCUACCCCGUCUCGGUCGACGGAGAGUCCAGCUAUUGCCAGGCGUCGUCGCUCACGGCGCUCAAGUGAGGACGCGCAAGCGGCCCCUUCGCGUCGUACGCGCACCUCCAACGCGUUGGCAACGCCGUCCCCCGUAAGGAGUGGAGUGCAAACACGAAGGUCCUCAGUGGUGAAGGCGAAGGUGGAUCGCCGAAUGCGGUCACGGAAACAAAACCAGGGCGUGAAGGCGAGUUCAGAGAAGGUUAUAGUGAAACGUGGUAAAAGACUACAGUCGGCAGGAAGAGGAGAGAAGGAGGUGGGUGAAAGGAAAAGGAAAAAGGUGGAGACGGAGGCUGAGCAGCCUACUGUAAGCACGCGUCGGCGCGCCUUGGGGCCUAGCCAGGCGCCGGUGACGAUCGGGUCACCGAGAAAGCGCACUCGAGCCUCACUCGCUACCUCCCCACGUCCCUCCACUCGGCAGCGUCGAAAGGUUUUGCAUCAACAGCGCGCGUCUCAUUGGGCGGCUCAUGCGCUUUGUGCUGACUGGCCACCCUCGGCACACCAUCAAACUCUCGGUUUUGGUAGCGGACCAAUGAGUGCCUCCGCCAUUGUACCUCCUCUGGGCCACACCAGUAGCCACUAA